Molecule: messenger RNA, 966 nt
Organism: Theileria annulata
Lineage: Eukaryota; Apicomplexa; Aconoidasida; Piroplasmida; Theileriidae
Product: membrane transporter, putative
Exons: 5
Coding region: 1-966 (321 amino acids)
Biological process (GO): transmembrane transport
Molecular function (GO): transmembrane transporter activity
Source: RefSeq, a predicted model, not a curated record
AUGUGUAUGAAUAAUGGAUUCUUAGGUUAUAUAAAUUCGUUUGGUAAUAUAGGAAUGUAUUUGGUAUCAUAUAUGAGAGUUACUUCCAAGAAUCCUAACACUAAUUACAGUUUGAUUUCUUACAUUUACUCGACUGCUGUGUUACUUCAGAGUUUAAGUGGGUUUUUUACUACGUUUGUUGAAAGGGCUCUGGGUACUAGAAAGGCUACAAUUCUUGGAUGUGUGCUCACAUCACUGUCAAUUAUCGCUUGCUCAUUCAAUCUUCAUAGUUUUAGAACACUCAUCCUGUAUUACUCAGUUCUAGGUGGUAUUGCUUCGGGAUUAAUAUUACCAUUACCUUUGGAUGCAGCGAUAAGAUCUAAUCCGUCGAAGAGAGGCUACAUUUGUGGCUCAAUUUACUUUUACAGUGGACUCUUGUGUGUUUUGUUGACUCCACUCCAGACCUUUUACAUUAACAAAUCUGACAUAAGGCUGGAAAAUAUUAUUACUCCGACAGAUAGAGAAGUGUACUACAGGGAUGAUAAGUUGUUAACAAAACUCCCAAAUCUGUUCGUGUUUCAAGGAAUCCUUUAUCUAUUCCUACUCGUAUCCCACUACACAAGAGUACUAGAUAUUAGAGCAUCAGAUGAAAGAUCCGAUGAUAUGGUUGGCGAGAAGACACAUAAUUUUAUGCAUUAUUUGUAUUUGUGGCUGCUUAUAUUCUUGAGCUGGCAGUCAAUUAUAUUCCUACAAUCGUAUUGGAAAGUCGUUGCUCUAUUAAAGCUUGACGGGUCUGAUAUCUUCAUCACCCUUAUCGGCUCCGCAGCCUCUCUAAGUCACGUCAUAGGACGUAUACUUUGGGGGAUAAUAUUUGACUUGAUUGGUUGGAGGCAUUGUUGGAUAAUAUUAGUGGCAAGUACAUUGGUGCUCACAUUCAGCUCUUACAUUUUAUAUCAAACGAAUAUUGUCAUUUAUGCCAUUUGGUAA